Thyridium curvatum is the source of this 1503-nucleotide messenger RNA. RefSeq lists its product as uncharacterized. Bases 1 to 1503 code for a protein of 500 amino acids. NCBI's taxonomy places the organism in Eukaryota, Fungi, Ascomycota, Sordariomycetes, Thyridiales, Thyridiaceae. The record is from RefSeq and is a predicted model, not a curated record. The transcript has a single exon.
AUGCCUACCAUGCCGUUUUCUGAUCUCUACAAAUCCCCAAAGUCUCCUCUCGCCAAGCUGCGCCACGCACACCACCUGCCCCCAGAUGAUAUCUCAUCGCAGUCUCCCGAUUACCAUGUCGACCUCGUCAGCAGGGACAAGGCGAGGCAGAAGGAAGCGGUCAAGCGCUAUCUAGCGGACAAGGUCCGGGACGACUGGAACUUCGUAUGGCCCCCGGCUGGCACCAAUGGGCAUGAUGCGACAGCCCAGAAAGCAACUGCGCCGGCCAACAAGGCCGCGGAGCAAGGCUCGUCCAGCUCCGACUCUAUGAAGAUCACACCGGCACCACCGCUGCCCGGGGAGGAGGGGCAGGCUCGAGACCUGGGAGGCGACGCAGACUCCGAGACGGGAUCGGUCUACAGCACCGUCUCGGAGGACCCGCAGCACUACCGCCCGCGCCAGGAGUGGACGUCUGACCUGUCGGACGAUGACGAGCCAGCCGCCACCGGGUCGCCCUUCCGCUUUGACAAUCCCGAAUCUGUCGGCGCUGCGGUACAGACCUCGGCCAUGGCGCGCAAGGCGAGGAGGAGAAGGGAGGAGCGCGCCGAAAUGGCCCAUAAUGAGGGCCUUGCUUGCUUCAGCGCCAGGCGGGAUGCCUGGACCGGUGCCCGGACUGUGCACGUGAAACCCAAGCCAGCUCCUCCACCAUCACCAACUUCGAAGCGUCGCAGCCUCUGGAGAUUCAACUCACAUACGAAGCACGAACAACCUGCGCCGGCGGCACAGGGUUCGACCGGCGCCCAGGCCAGCGCUACAUCUCCCAUUUCGCCCGUCACCUCCAACUCGCGCCACUCGCAGCAGUCCGUCCGCGAUACCACGACCCCCCUCACGUCUGAUGGCGAUGACUCCCGCAAGUCGAAAGAGGGGAAUGCGCCACCUGCCGUAUCCUAUCCCGUCGAGACGCUGCUGCCCAUCCCACCACCCCUGCUGCCUCCCGAGAACCCCAUGAGGGCGUCCAUCUCCCCCAACAUCUACGUGUCGCUCUAUGACAAGGUCAUUGUCCAUUCGCUACAGCCCUCUUGCCCGAUCAACCUCAGCGACAUGCUCAAGUCGUGCGUAGCCGGGUGGAAGCGAGACGGGGAGUGGCCCCGGCGCUCGGUGGAGCUUACUAAUGCCGCCGCCGCUGCUGCUCGGAAGAAGAAGAAGGAGGAACAGAGGGCGGCCGCCAACAAGGAGAGGAGGGGCAGCAACGCAGGAACAGGCGUGACGAGGACGAUCAGCGGUGCGGGAGGAUCUGGGUCGGGCGGUCGUAGGCUGAGUCUGACCGGCCUCCUGGGGCGAGUCAGCGGCGAGAAAGGCGCCGAGGAGAAAGACAAGGACAAGGUGAAGGCGCCGGACAAGAGCGGGGAGGCGGCGCCCGCCGAUCAUGACCCCGGGGCGCCCAGGAACAUUAGGAGGAGCAUCCAGCGCGCCCUGGGCCUGGGACACAAUCACGGCGCCUCGGUUGGUUCCGUCGAGGGCUAG